Mobula hypostoma (lesser devil ray) is the source of this 5205-nucleotide messenger RNA. RefSeq names its product WD repeat domain 36 (gene wdr36). Gene Ontology annotation, molecular function: protein binding. The transcript has 23 exons. Gene Ontology annotation, cellular component: small-subunit processome; Pwp2p-containing subcomplex of 90S preribosome. Bases 129 to 2819 code for a protein of 896 amino acids. Lineage: Eukaryota; Metazoa; Chordata; Chondrichthyes; Myliobatiformes; Myliobatidae. The record is from RefSeq and is a predicted model, not a curated record. Gene Ontology annotation, biological process: rRNA processing.
GAUGUUGCGGUGAGGAAGAUUUAAUGUGCUGCGCGUGAUUGUGGUGGAAGGGAUUUGACAAUCGGCGAGCCGAGGCUGACAUAUAUUCUCUGGAAUACUUCCUUCCCGGUCUUCUGUCGGGCGGCGGGAUGGCCCCUGGUGGCGGCGGCGGCGGCAGCAAUAUUUUUAACAGUUACCGGGCGCUCGCGCUCUACUGUAAUCAUGUCCCGCACGUGGUGCGGUUCCACCACCGGCACCGGGAGUUUUACCUGGUCACGGCCGUAGGGGCAAGUUUUCAUACCUACAAUGUGAAAAAGCUUGGAAUAGUUGCAGUUAGUAAUCCACUUCCUGAAGAUAUCACCUGUCUGGCAGCAGACCGAAUGCUUGUAUUUGUAGCUCAUAGCAACCAUGUGAAAGCAUUUGCUAGAAACAAAGAUAUUGUGCAUUCGUAUGAAGGCCAUAACGCAGAGGUCCACCUCUUGUUGCCUUUUGGUGAUCAUGUGAUCUCAGUGGAUCGAGAUAACACGCUUAUUAUUUGGGAUGUGGAAUCAGAGGAAGAAUAUCUUCAACUGAACUUUGAUAAAAUCACGUUUGCAGUUUCUGCCCUUUUGCAUCCAAGUACUUAUAUCAACAAAAUUUUACUUGGUAGCCAGCAAGGGAGUCUUCAACUUUGGAAUAUUAAAUCCAACAAACUUCUGUAUACUUUUCAAGGUUGGAAAUCAAGCGUGUGUGUGCUUCAGCAGGCCCCAGCCGUAGAUGUGGUUGCUGUAGGUCUAACAUCUGGUGUGAUAAUCAUCCAUAAUCUGAAAUAUGAUGAAUCGUUAAUGAAAUUUCAACAAGACUGGGGACCAGUCACAGCAAUAUCAUUUCGUACAGAUGGUUUCCCGGUGAUGGCUGUUGGUAGUCACAUGGGUCACAUUGGACUAUGGGAUUUGGAGGAGAAGAAACUGAUUAGCCAGAUGAGAGAAACUCACACGACAGCAGUUUCAGGACUGACGUUUGUUCAUGGCGAGCCACUUCUCAUUACUACUGGUGAAGACAAUGCGAUUCGGGUCUGGAUUUUUGAUGCUCCAGGAGGUGGUGGUCGCAUCUUACGAUACCGCAUGGGACACAGAGCCCCUCCAACCAAAAUAAAAUAUCAUGGAUCUGAUGGGCAAAACAUUCUUAGCUCUGGACAAGAUGGAACUUUACAGUCAUUUUCCACUAUUCAUGAAAGUUCUAAUAAGAGUUUGGGUCAAGGGCGUAUGAACAAAAAGAAAAUUAAAACCAGAGGGGUGAAUUAUGAAUUAAUGAAUCUACCUCCAAUUACUACAUUUGCUUCAGAAACCGCACGUCAGAGUGAUUGGGAUGGAAUUAUUGCUUGUCAUCAAGGAAGCCUAAUCAGUACAACGUGGAACUACCAGAAAACCUCAAUGGGAGCACACAAAUUUGAGCCUCCAAGAUUUAAGAAAGGGAAUGACCAGAAUGUUUAUGCCACAGCUGUGGAUAUAACAUCUUGUGGAAAUUUUGCUAUUGUUGGCCUUUCUACAGGCCACGUGGACGUGUAUAAUAUGCAAUCGGGCAUCCACAGAGGACAAUAUGGUGAAAACAAAGCUCAUGAUGGCCAAGUACGAGGAGUUGCUGUCGAUGGACUAAAUCAACUCACUAUUACAGCCGGUGGAGAUAAACUAGUCAAAUUCUGGAAGUUUAAAUCAAAGCAGUUGGUUUAUACAACAACGUUAGAUGCAUCACCAAUCACCAUUUUGCUACACAGAGACAGUGGCAUGUUGGCUGUUGCUAUGGAUGAUUUCAGGAUAGCAGUUAUGGACAGUGAAACAAGAAAAUUUGUGAGAAGAUUCACUGGCCAUCAGAAUCAAAUAAAUGACAUGGCUUUUAGUUCAGAUGGACGGUGGUUAAUUACUGCUUCAAUGGACUGUACAAUACGGACCUGGGAUCUCCCAUCAGGCUGCCUUGUGGACUGCUUUUUACUUGAUUCAGCGGCUGUCAGUAUUACCAUGUCUCCCACUGGAGACUUCCUUGCUACUGCUCACGUCGAUAACUUGGGAAUAUAUCUCUGGUCCAACAAAACACUAUAUAAUAUUAUUUCCCUUCGUCCUCUUCCUGCUGAUUAUCAACCUACUGUAACGAUGCUUCCUGGAGCGUGUCAACAAGAAGAUAUGGAGACAUCAGACAUUGAAACAGAAGUAGAAAGCCAGAUGAUAAACUAUGAAUCAUCUGAACAACUUGGAGAGCAGUUGGUGACGCUGUCUUUGCUUCCAGAAUCGCGCUGGAAAAAUCUUCUUAAUCUUGAUAUUAUUAAGAAAAGGAACAAACCCAAGGAACCACCUAAAGUGCCUAAAUCUGUUCCUUUCUUCAUUCCAACUAUUCCUGGCCUUGUGCCGCAAUUUGCUGCUGCAGAACAACAAGCUGCUGAGGACCAGUCCAAAGUGGUAAACUUGGGGGUACUGGCACAAAAAACAGAAUUUUACAUGCAAUUGGAAGGUGCUCUAAACACCAAUAAUUAUGACCAUGUAAUUAAACUUUUGAAAGGAAUGGGACCGUCGAAUAUUGACAUUGAGCUGAGGAGCUUGGCCCCAGAAGGAGGAGGUUCUCUGAAUGUGAUGCAGAGUUUUCUGCAAAUGAUCAACUACAUGCUUGGUACAAAGCGUGAUUUUGAAUUGGCUCAAGCCUACCUUGCAUUGUACUUAAAGCUCCAUCUCAAGGUUAUUGCCGCUGAGCCAGUUCUACUAGAAGAAAUGUCAAAAGUGUCAGUGCAGUUGGACGAAACUUGGAUGCAUAUGCAAAGUCUUUUCAAUAAGAGCAUGUGUCUCCUGGGCUACAUGAAAAGUGCUCUGUUGUAGAUUGAGAAUUAGCGCUGUUCACUGAGUGCAUAUUCUACCUUUACACACCCACUCAUGUUAUUAUGCCACUUUUUGCUACAUUAUUUACUGUUCGUUACCAUGGAUAGAAAUUGCAUUUUAGAUAUAAUUCCUCUAUUAAGGUUUGAAGUAUGCUGUUGACUAUAAUUUCUUAAAAAGGAUGUUGGUGGCAUUUUUUUUAAAAAAUGUGCCUGUAAUAGGUUGACAUAGAAGAGGAAAUGGCCCAAACGUGCCAAACUGUGCAUUUCUGUGGAUUAUCAAUUUUCUUCAUGCUUGCUGUCUAAUUAUUUUCCAUUACUAUUGAUAUGUAAAUAAAAGACAUUUUAUUACGGAGCUGUAUCUUGUAAAACCAAAACUAUUUGUCAUAUCUUUUAUAUUAGUGUUUUAUUGCAUUGAAUUAAAGAGAAUACAUGUUUUGUAGAAUCCAUCAUAUUUUCUACUUGUGUAUUAAUUCUAUGAUAUUGUUAUUAAAUCUCUUGGUGUAUGCCUGCUGAGCAAUAAUCAGAAGCGAUGGUUGAGCAAUAAUUAGAAGCAUUUUAAUAUUAUUAAGUUAUUACAAACAAUGCUCAUUCAGGAAGUAAGAAGUACACCAGGCUAAGCUCAAGAAUAAUGCAACAUUUCCAUGUAGAAUCAUCUGGAGAUAAUCCUUAUUGAUUAAACUUAACAAAAGCUGAAGUUUCCUGAAUGUGUAGAGAAAUUUGAAGGAAAAAGUGAAGAGUGAAUCUAGUGCUGAAACAAAAGGAAAAUCCAUGUGGAAAUAAAUUUUAAAUAACGGGAAGAAAUAUGAAAGCCAGGAUAAGGUCUUGGUGCGUAAUAGUAAAAGAACAGAAUAACUGUGAAGCAUACUGUUUAUUUGACAUGAGAUAGCUUAGGUAGGGUAAAAGAAUGGUGGAAGUAUGAAAUGUUAAUAGCAAAUAAAUAGUGAACUGGUAAGACUAAAAGGGAGGAAAUGGUAGAGUUUUUAGUUUUUUUUAAAUUUAUUCCAUUUUUAGGAGCUGGGCAUAGCUGCAGUGUUUUGAAAUUUCAGGAUUAGACUAACCAUGAAAGAAUAUCGCUGGAUUUCAGAAUCAGUAUGGUAUGUGGUUUGCAUCAGUGGUAAAGCUCAUGGGUUUGGGAGGUAGAAAUAAAUGUGCUACCACUCUUUUCUGGGGUUGCAGGGAAUGGUUGAUCUGGAUAGAGGCUGGGAAACUAUUCCAGUGAGUCCAUUUAUCUCGCUUGGUUUUAGGCUUCCUAGGAAUUGUAGUUGCUCCACUAAUCCGGAGAAGUGGCAUGAUAUUCCAUCGCAUUCCUGCCAGGGGCCUUGUAAAUUAUUGAAAGUUUUUGGGUUGUCAUGAAGUGAGUCAUUCACCAUGGGAUUCUGGUCUCUGACUUGCCUUUGUAACAGAGUAUUUAAGUAAUUGGCCUCAAAUUCAGCUGGACCAAUGAUGACUACCAGAGAGGAUACCUGCAGGAAGUAGGCAAUGAAAAUGCAAUAAAAGUUAUGGCCAUGCAUUUAGAUUCUCUUCUUGAAAUAGUCACUGCUUGGCACUUUUGUGAUGUGAAUAUUGCAUGCCACUUGUCAGCCAUGUCUGGAUGUUGUCAGUCUUGCUGCAUUGUAGGCAUUGACUGCUUCACACACUGUUAUAAAUUGCAAAAUGAUUGUAGUACCUCCCUACCUUUUGACCUUAUGGUGAAUGGAAAGGCGUUGAUAUUCAUGUGAAGAUGAUUAUCUUGAACUAAUAGAAUGAUGUCCCAAGGUUGAGAUGAUUCCAAAGCUUCAAUCAUCUUCCUUUUAGCAAGGUUUGAUUCCAGCCAUUGGAGUAUUUUCUUGAUGAUGCUCCAUUUUUAUAUAGGGUCAUUGCAAGUAAGGAAGUGUUAUUAGAAAAUGUUAAUUGAAAUGAGAAAAUAGCCCUUAGAAUAGAGUAACAUUUAACUAAAAAAAAUUUCCUUUAGUCUCUGUGUAGAAAUUGUGCUACUACGCAGCAUAAUUUUUCAAUGUAAUGCCUCUUUAAAUGAGCUUAAAUUACAUAUUUUGACCCACCCAGCCAACACACUUUUCGUCUCUUUCCCCACCGGGAGAAGGCUCAAGAACUUGAAGACUCAUAAGGCCAGAUUUGGGAACAGCUUCUUUCCAACUGUGAUAAGACUGCUGAACGGAUCCUGACCUGGAUCUGGGCUGUACCCUCCAAAUGUCCGGAUCCGCCUCUUGGUUUUUUCGUACUACCUUACUUUCCAUUUUCUAUUUUCUAUUUAUGAUUUAUAAUUUAAAUUUUUAAUAUUUACUAUUGAUUUGUACUCCAGGGAGCGGGAAGCGCAGAAUCAAAUAUCGCUGUGAUGAUCAUAUGUUCUAGUAUCAAUUGUUUGGCGACAAUAAAGUAUAUUACCAAGA